This is a messenger RNA of Mesitornis unicolor (brown roatelo), 1543 nucleotides long. RefSeq names its product solute carrier family 2, facilitated glucose transporter member 9-like. Gene Ontology annotation, cellular component: membrane. NCBI's taxonomy places the organism in Eukaryota, Metazoa, Chordata, Aves, Mesitornithiformes, Mesitornithidae. The record is from RefSeq and is a predicted model, not a curated record. The transcript is spliced from 11 exons. Gene Ontology annotation, molecular function: hexose transmembrane transporter activity. The annotation marks the transcript as partial. Gene Ontology annotation, biological process: monosaccharide transmembrane transport.
GGCUGUGCUGAUCUCUCCUCCUCUCUCCCAGCACCUCACCUUCCCCCUGCUGUCAGUCACUCUCCUGGUGUCCUUUGGCUCCUCCAUGCUCUAUGGCUAAAACCCGGCCGUUGUGUCUUUCCCUGCCCUGCAGCACAUAAAGGCUUUCUACAAUGCCACAUGGUCCCAGCGGUAUGGGCAUGGGAUGGACCCUGGUCUGCUGACCAUCCUGUACUCUCUGACUGUCUCCAUCUUUGCUCUGGGUGGCCUGGUGGGUUCCUUGCUGGUGGGAGCGCUGGUGGAGCGGUAUGGCAGGAACGGUGUGCUAAGCCGCAGUGCUCUCCUUGUCCUCCUGGCCAGUGGCUUCAUGGGCUUCAGCCGGGAGCUGGGAUCCCCUGAGAUGGUGAUCAUUGGCCGCUACAUCAUGGGGAUCCACUCAGGUAUCUGUCUCAGUGUGGUGCCCCUCUAUCUGGGAGAAAUCGCCCCCAAGAACCUGCGGGGUUUCCUGGGCCUUGUGCCCAGCAUCUUCAUCUGCCUGGGUGUUUUCUUCGCACAGGUCCUGGGCCUUCCGGAGCUGCUGGGUGAGGACAGGUUCUGGCCCCUUUUCCUGUCAGUGGUGGUCAUCCCUGCCUCCCUCCAGCUCCUGCUGCUGCACUGCUUCCCUGAGAGCCCACGGUACCUGCUGAUAGAGAGGAACAACGUCUGUGGGGCCACCAAAGCUCUGCACCAGUUCCUGGGGACACCUGAGGUGCAGGAUGUGAUUGAGGAGAUGAAGGAGGAGCAGCGGUCACUCUCCUCUGUGGAAAUGGUCUCCAUCUGGCAGCUGCUGCGGGACCGCUCUGUUUGCUGGCAAACCCUCUCGGUGGUGGUGGUGAACGCUGGCAUGCAGCUCUCAGGGAUCGAUGCCAUCUGGUUUUACACCAACACCAUCUUCGAGAACGCCGGGAUCCCUGCGUCCCAGAUCCCCUACACCACCGUGGGUACCGGUGCCAUCGAAGUUGUCGCGGGGCUGAUCGGGUGCUUCACCAUUGAGAAGCUGGGCCGACGGCCCCUCAUCAUCACUGGCUUCUGCACUAUGGGCAUCUGCUUGGCCGGCGUCACCGUCUCCCUGAUGCUACAGACUGCCCUGCCCUGGAUGCGCUACGUCGGCGUCGCCUGUGUGAUCGGCAUCAUCGCUGGCUUCUGCAUGGGACCAGCUGGUGUCCCCUUCCUGAUGACAGCCGAGCUCUUCACCCAGUCACACCGCCCGGCCGCCUACAUCGUGGGGGGGUCCCUCAACUGGCUCUGCAACUUCACUGUCGGCUUCAUCUUCCCCUUCUUGCAGAUGUCAGCCGGUGCCUUUUGCUACCUGGCUUUUUGCGGUGUCUGCCUGCUGGUGGCCCUGUACAUCUACCUCGUUGUCCCUGAGACCAAGAACAAAACCUUCAUGGAGAUCAGCCACAUUUUCGCCACCCGCCGCUCCUUCCUCUCUGGCCCAGCCCACCUCAUCAGGAUGAUUAAAUUCAAUGGCUAUGGGGCCUUGGAGAGCAGCUCCCUGGAGGGCUCCGGCUCCAGCCUGCCUUGA